Molecule: messenger RNA, 201 nt
Organism: Entrophospora sp. SA101
Lineage: Eukaryota; Fungi; Glomeromycota; Glomeromycetes; Entrophosporales; Entrophosporaceae
Source: the annotation of a GenBank genome assembly
AUGUCUUUACAAAGGCAACAAGAAAAAGGAUGGGUACAUCAUUAUGACAAGUUACGAAAAAUAGGUUUAGAAUUUGCAGUAAAUAAUUGGACAAAAAUACGAGAUACAGAUAAUAUGAAACAAGUAAUGGCAUGUGGAAAUAUGACCUGGAUAGAACACUUGAUGGAUGAAACUUAUUCAAUUAGAAAUUAUAAGAAAUAA